This is a messenger RNA of Gongylonema pulchrum, 354 nucleotides long. NCBI's taxonomy places the organism in Eukaryota, Metazoa, Nematoda, Chromadorea, Rhabditida, Gongylonematidae. The record is from the annotation of a GenBank genome assembly.
AUGGUGAUUGUAUGCGGGAAACUACUGCUCCUUGCCAAUUUCAUUGCUUUAGGAGCAACACAAAGUUUCUUUGGCCCUUCUCCUUUGCUAAACAGUUCUAACAGCGAAGUCACCAUCGCUCCCGAACUAAAUCCGGCAGGUAUUGUUUCCGAUCCGAUGGUGCCUGAGCCGGUGAAGGCACCUCUAAUUAAUAUGCCAACUCAUCAGAAGCAGAUGUUUAAAGUUCCGGAGGCGCAAUCUCUCAUUCUUGGUCGGCAUCCUGCAGCCGGUGGAACGGAUGUAGCUAUAGGAUUCUCGGCUGGUACAUCGAAUCCAGGAACAGGAGCUUGUAUUUCAUGUGCUGGAAAAGGAUGA